Messenger RNA from Physeter macrocephalus (sperm whale), 3519 nucleotides. It is a transcript of the gene GNG2, whose product is annotated as G protein subunit gamma 2. NCBI's taxonomy places the organism in Eukaryota, Metazoa, Chordata, Mammalia, Artiodactyla, Physeteridae. Gene Ontology annotation, molecular function: G-protein beta-subunit binding. The transcript is spliced from 6 exons. Bases 2985 to 3200 code for a protein of 71 amino acids. The record is from RefSeq and is a predicted model, not a curated record. Gene Ontology annotation, biological process: G protein-coupled receptor signaling pathway. Gene Ontology annotation, cellular component: heterotrimeric G-protein complex.
UGUGACAUAACUAUUGGGAGGAGAGGGAGAUUCUAGGUGGGGUGGUGGGACAGAGUGAAUGUGUGUAAAAGUGCUUUCUCCUAUCUUCCAUGAUAGGAAGUUGACAGAUAAUAUUCCAAAUUGGAAAAGCAGCAUACAUGUAUUAUAAGAAUGUUACUUAGAAAUAUGAAGGUAAAUAUUUUUCUUCUAAAACCACCUCAAGAGUUGAAAGUAUUAGCAUUUAGGGAGCGAAGGAGGGGCUAUUUUUUGUUAGAGGCUUUAUAGUACAUUGGACUGUCAAAUUAUGUAAAUGUAUUACUUUAAAAUUCCUUUUUAAUUCUUUUUAAGGAGAUAAAACUAAUUUCAGUCACUAGCAUAGAACCCUGGGUUCCCAGAGACCCUAAAGAGUACAGGACUGGCAAAUGGACACCAGUGGGGUGGAGGUCAAUCUUUGUUUUGAGAACUGGGCUAUAAGUUUGUCUCGAAUGAACAGAGACCUGGGUGCCAAGCCCAGGAGGCGGAAUGGGAGAGGGGACCGUUGUUCUCAGACAUGAGCUCUUCCUGACAACGCAUGCAGGCUAUUCCUGGAGGUGUUGAGAUGUAAAUGAAAAUGGCCUGGGGGAGUCACAUGGGAGCUGUUUGUAGUGAAGGCACCAGAAGGUGGGUGGGUCUCCCUUCCUCCUUGCAGACUGGGAGGCGUGGGGUUGAUGCCCAGUGAAAGUGAUCUGGCUCCCAUUUCCUUAGUGAGAACAGCCAGCAGAUGGGUGUCUGGUAACCCAAAGCCUCUACUGAACAGGCCCAAGUCAAUUGCUCCCCCUGGCCCGGGGCUGGGGCUGACUCAGGUUUCAGCCACAGGCCCCUGGGGGCUAAUGUCCGAAAUCGAGGCAGAAGAUUGAACCUGAGGCCUGGUUUUGAGGGAGGCGGGGAGACACAGAGGAUAAUCAGGAUGAGAGGAGAGCUAACGAGGAGACUGUUGAUCUGUCUGUUCCCUAGUUCAAGGGUUCACGAACCUCAGUGAUACUCAGAAAGACUCAAAGAGGCAUUUUUGAAAGAUAUAUUUCCAGGCCUCACAUCACACCUGCUGAACAGAACCUCCGGGGGUAAGGCCCAGGAUUUUGAUGCACACAUGCAUUCUUCUCACCACCCCUGGGAGCCCACGUGCAAGCUGGUUCCAGACCACUCCUGCCCAUGACUCCAAGGCAGUCCUCGCUCUAUUUGAGCUGUUUCUCUUCUUCUUUACUAGCUGUUCAGAUGCAAAAGAAACUCUCCAAAACCCAGGGGGGUGGGGGGAAAUCUGCUUUUUGCAGGGGUUUGACAGCAUCUGUCAGUUAUGAAUUUGUGCUGUAGGAGAAGCAGGUGCUUCCUGGGAGGCGCAGGAGCAAAGCUCUCCUUUAGACUGUUGCCAUUUUUAUUCCAAUCAUUCAUCUUCAGUGAGAACCUCUGAAAGGCAACUGAGAGGUUCCAAGACAAAUAUUUCUUUCCCCUUUGACAGCCUCCAAGGUCUGAUUAGCGCUUGGCACCAAGAGGGGGAAACAAAGAUGGUACCUGAAUGGGCUAAAUUCAGUUCUGGAAGAUGUGAGCUCUGCUUUUGGAACCCGUGUCUUCUCCUCACCCAGAUCACACAGUCCUGGGGUAAUAUGAGGAGAACACUGAGAGCAAAGAGCCAAAAAUGGGAAUGGUGGCUGGAUUUAUUUUUUUAUCUGAGCCACCAGAUGCUGUGUUCAGGCUCUUGAAUCCCCAUUGGAUUCUAGUGUUUGUGGUCACAAAGCCCUCCCCAUCAAGGCCAUCCUAAUCCAAAAUCUAAAACAGAUUUUCUAUGGUGAAGAAGAUAAAUGGUAAAUGUAGAAAUUCAGGGUCAGCUGAACCUUAUCUUUAUAAACUGCACCAAGUUAUAAACUUCUUGAGGGUGGAAACCAUGUCUUUCUUGCUCACAACUGCAGCCUGAGGGACCAGCAUCACCUGGCAUAGAAAAGGUGCUUGAGAAAUGCCAAGUUCAGCAAUGAGUGGAAGGUCUGCAGCCACAGGCCAGGGUGCCAGGUGGGCUUGGUAGAACCACAUGAAAGUCCUCUCCACCUGGAAAGGUCUUCCUCUGGUCUUUCUCUUCAUUCCAACCUCAGCUCCAUGACCCCUCCUCAGAAAUGGUCCCUGAACACCCUAUCUGAAGUUGGCCUUUCCAUUACAUCUCUACCCCAUGACCCUAUUUAGUUCUCUAAUAACAAACGUCACGAUCUCCAACUCUCUGAUUCCCUAACUCGUUUAUUAUUCUUAUUUGAUUACCUGCUUCCUACACCAUAAUAUCAGCACGGCUGAACUCUCCACCCACAGCACCUGGAACAGGUUCUUGGCCCAGUAGGCAGGCACUCCAUGAAGUCGUGUCAAAUGAACAAAGCAGCAUUAGAUUAUGAGAACAAGAGAGACACUUUUCUCCGUUCUACGACACACGUUUUAUUGAUUCUGGACCUGCGCUGCAUCUUACAACCGAUGUUGGGGGGCGCGGCCAAGGUUAGCAAACUGACAACCAGACACAGGUGUGGCUGUGGCUGCUGUUAUGCGUGCCGCUGCCUUUUCCUCAUUAGCGCAGGCCCCACUCUGCCUCUCACCUGGCCGGCGCACCUGAACCCACUGAGGAUGGAGCGAGAUGGCAAAAUGGCUGCACCGUUGCGGCAUCCCUUCCUCUGUCCCUCGGGGUCUAGGAGUGGCUCACUCAGCAUCCGGACACUGAUCCCGUCAACUUGCUGAAGCUCAGGCCCUCCCAGGAUGCAAGUGGUCAUAAAAAGAGACAAAGCUAGGUCUCAAGGCUUGAUUGGAUUCAGGUUAAAUAUUUUUGACAAGAAUACUUCAGAGAUGUUGUGGACUUCGUGUUGCAUCAUAUCAGGAGAACAUGCUGUCAGACUGCCACACUCUUACUGAUGUUAAGUUUGAUUACUUGGCUAAGCCAGAUCUGCCAGUGAGCCUCAGGCUUUGGGAACUGAAGAGUGUGUCUGAAAAACCCACCCAGCAUUCCAAUGGCCAGCAACAACACCGCCAGCAUAGCUCAAGCCAGGAAACUGGUAGAACAGCUGAAGAUGGAAGCCAACAUCGAUAGGAUAAAGGUGUCCAAGGCAGCUGCAGACUUGAUGGCCUACUGUGAAGCGCAUGCCAAGGAAGAUCCCCUCCUGACGCCUGUUCCGGCUUCAGAGAACCCAUUUAGGGAGAAGAAGUUUUUCUGUGCUAUCCUUUAAGUCUUCAAGAGGAGCCUAAGGAGCCUCGGGGCUCCAGGGACACUGAUGUAGAGUUUUUAGCAAAGUGGGCGCCUUUCUAGUCCACAGCAUUUAAAGAGAGGGAGGAGAACCAUCCUGGAGACUCCAGGCUAUGCAUGUUUAAAGAACUGGUCCCCUUUAUGAGAAUGAGAGCUGAUCCACACCCCGAGUUAAGAGAUCUGAUGUCUGCAGAAUUGUCUGGAGGAGGGGAGUAUGUAAAGAUAAAAUCGGUGUCAUUUCUUUCCUGCUAUCCCUCCCAAACCUUAUGUUUCUGCUUCAUAUUUAAAAAAUAAAACAGACA